Molecule: messenger RNA, 1635 nt
Organism: Pestalotiopsis fici W106-1
Lineage: Eukaryota; Fungi; Ascomycota; Sordariomycetes; Amphisphaeriales; Sporocadaceae
Exons: 3
Coding region: 1-1635 (544 amino acids)
Biological process (GO): transmembrane transport; metal ion transport
Cellular component (GO): membrane
Molecular function (GO): metal ion transmembrane transporter activity
Source: RefSeq, a predicted model, not a curated record
AUGUUGCCACACUCCAAAGAGUCUGGACAUUCUGCAAAAGUUAUUUACAAGCAUACUCAAGAUGCAUAUGCAGACAAAUGGCCGGCUGAGAAAAGUUGGCGUGUGGACGACAACGAGGGGAAAUACAAAUAUCUCCGCCACAUCAAGAAGCUGUCUCGAGCGUGGCCGCACCUACGAUAUUUGGCGCAAUGGAUGGAAGUCACUACAUCACCAGUCAAGUGGGAGCAAAUGCUGCAAUUAGGUGAUGAUAGGGACAACUACCGGGCAGAGCGCGCAGCUCGGACUAAUGUAGCUGUUGUCGACUUCGCCAAAGAUUCGGUAGAGGUUGUGGAAAGGAUCGACCAAGGUGACAAUCUUCUCAAGACACUGAAAACACCCCAGCCUGAAGGCGUCAACCGGCUGUACAUUGUAGAGGAUUUAUCUCGAGACAUGAUAGAGUAUUUCGGCAGAGAGCUGGACAUCGACCCCUUAUUCUUCAGAGAACACAUCAACGAUUACUUGUGGUACAACACACGAGACCCUUGGGUAGAGCUUCCCGACCUGGAUAUCGUGGCAAGGGAGCGCAAUUUCUUCCGCCUAUCUUACGUUCAGCCACGGUACUUCUCAGACAUUCGCAGUUUUCAGGAUGCCCGAGAAGAAGCAGGGCGUUUCAAUGUCCUUCGAAGAUUGGAUGAUGAUGGUGACCACAAAGCUCUGUUCGACUCAGAGGAUGCCAUCGUGGCACUUUUGAGGAGCAAAGCAUCAUUGUGGAUCAAGCCGCAAGCUGAAGGCAAUGACAAAGGUUCUACUGGCGUUCUUCUGAUCGACCCUUCUAUCACACGAGGUCAUGCAUUGUGGGGAGGAUAUCGUCCAUUUUGGAAUUCUCCAACGUACAGUCAAGGUCAAGAGGAGUAUGAGUGGCAGCCAAAGUCAUCUGUUUUGAAAGACCUGCUCUUCUGGAUCACGCAAAUGACAAAGGAGGACAUCGAGAGUAUAUCCACUAACCCCAAGGCAAUGAUGUUCCGAAUGGCUCAGAUUAUUUGCUCCGACUGGAACAUACUAGUACGAUACAUCACGGCCCGUCUUGGACAGAUAGAGUGGGAGCUUGAACGGCCCGACUUCCGUCUAAACUCCAAAGGCAAAAACCAAUAUGAUGGUUCUCUUGCUGCCUCUCUCCACAAGCUGCACACCUGGCGUCGCCGUCUUCCCCUUUACAAGGCUAUGGUCAAGGAAACGGAGGAGAAGCUAUUUGGCGAGCUCCUCGCGCCAAGAGACACGAAUCCCAACGAUUGCCUCUUGAAGAUGAAAAAGGACUUUGAGAUCGUAACAGCUGGGCUCGUUGAGCUCUGGGACCGUACGGAGCGUAUCGCUACGGUUGCCACAGCCGUGACGUCGAUCGAGGAAAGUCGACGGGCUAUGGACCAAAACAGAGCCCUCGGCCGUCUGACGUACUUGGCGGUGAUUUUUGCGCCGCUCAGUUUCAUUAGCAGUUUCUUCAGCAUGGCACCCGAGUUGGGUGAACUCACAAGGACAAUCUGGAUUUACUUUGUGGUCGCCAUUCCGGUCAGCUUGAUCGCUUUCCUCCUAGUGGAGCCCUCCGUUUUGAAGUUCCUGAAGAGUUUUUUGCCAAAGCAUUCCGAAAAGAAAAAGAACUGA